Messenger RNA from Triticum turgidum subsp. durum (durum wheat), 1071 nucleotides. NCBI's taxonomy places the organism in Eukaryota, Viridiplantae, Streptophyta, Magnoliopsida, Poales, Poaceae. The record is from the annotation of a GenBank genome assembly.
AUGAACUGCGUCCCCACCUUCUCCCGCCGCCACCGCCGCUGGAUCGUCUGUGCGGGCGCUGCUGCUGGUGCUUACCUGAUCUACCACCACCCAGCCGUCGCCGCCCGCUGCCGCCGCAUCUCCCGCCUGGCCUCGGCUCUCUCGUCCCUCGCCGAUGCCGUCGCCGCCGUCGCCUCCGACCUCGCGGCCUUUCUCCAAUCUGGCUCGGACUCACUGCCUACCACUCUCACUCAACUAUCCAAGCUUGCCUCCUCCCACGAGGCAACCGCCUCCGCCUCCGCGCUGUCCGGGGCCCUCACCGCCGGCGUGCUCCGCGGCUACGCCUCCGCCACCAAUCCAGCUUCCGGAGGCGAGGUAGCGUUUUCGGAUCGUCUUGUUGAGAAGCUGUUCUCCCCAGCCGGCGAGCGGCUCGUCUCAGCCGUGGCGGGCACCUUCGGGCGCGACAUCGUCCUCGCCUGUUAUUCUGUCCCAGCCGAUCCUUCAGGAUCGGCGGGAUCAUCGAGGGCGAGCUGGGUAGACGUGGUCACCAGUGGGAGUUGCCGUAGGGCGAUCCGCAGCUGGGUGGAGGUCUUCACGGCCACCGCCGUGGGCGUCUUCAUUGACAAGACCAUCCACAUCAACACCUACGAUCAGAUCUGCGCCGCUGCCACAAACCCGGCCUACGACUCCAAGCUGCAAAAGCUUCUGGUGGCACUCUGCAGUGCUUCCGUCGAGACGUUGGUGAAGACCUCCCACGGCGUACUCUCCAAUGGCAAUGGAAAUGCUCACAGUGGCAAUGGUGAGGUUGGGGAAGGAUGGACAGAAACGGUCUCGAGUGCGCUUGCUGUUCCAAGCAACCGGAAGCUUGUUCUGGAUCUGACGGGCAGGGCGACAUUAGAGGCUGUGCGGUCUUUCCUUGAGUUCGUGCUGUGGAGGCUGCAUGAGGCUGCAAGGGCUGGCGGUGAUGCCACAGCGAGGGCUGGAUUGUGUGCCUUGAGGUAUAUGAGCGAAAGGUCCAUGGUUGUCGCUGCCAUCUGCAUAGUAUUGUGCUUGCAUGUGUUGAACCGCACAUGGCUCUUGGCACCGGCUUGA